Papaver somniferum (opium poppy) is the source of this 1839-nucleotide messenger RNA. RefSeq names its product serine/threonine-protein kinase PCRK1-like. Lineage: Eukaryota; Viridiplantae; Streptophyta; Magnoliopsida; Ranunculales; Papaveraceae. Bases 1 to 1380 code for a protein of 459 amino acids. Gene Ontology annotation, biological process: protein phosphorylation. The transcript has 4 exons. The record is from RefSeq and is a predicted model, not a curated record. Gene Ontology annotation, molecular function: ATP binding; protein kinase activity.
AUGAAGUGUUUUCAUUUCUCGAAAGAUUUAGAAGAAGAAGAUGGAGGAGGAGGAGGAGAAGCGAUAAUUCCAUCAAGGGUAUCAUCGAAAGUAUCAUGGGCAAGAUCAUUGAGUGUUGCGUCAUCAAGCACUACAGCAGAUGCUAGUCAUAGGCGUAAUUCGGAGUAUGAUUCUUCUGAUUAUUCAAGAGAUUUGAAUGAUACGAUCAAUUUCCAUGAUUUUUUGUCUCAGAGAAGGUCCAAUGAGUUACAUGUGUUUAAGUAUGAUGAAUUGAGAUGUGCUACUAGAGGGUUCAGUAGGAGUUUGAUGAUUGGUGAAGGUGGAUUUGGUUCUGUUUAUAGAGGUGUUGUUAAGAUUAACAAUGAUGUUGGUGAUGAGGUUGAUGAUGAUGAUGAUGAGAAGUUGGAUGUUGCUAUUAAACAGCUCAAUCGGAAUGGAAUGCAGGGGCACAAAGAGUGGAUUACAGAAGUGAAUUUCUUGGGUGUGGUUAAACAUCCAAACCUUGUCAAAUUAGUAGGGUAUUGUGCCGAAGAUGAUGAAAGGGGUAUGCAACGCCUCUUGGUUUACGAACUUAUGAGAAAUAAAAGCUUGGAAGACCAUCUACUUGCUCGGGUGCCUUCUCCUCUGUCGUGGAAAAUGAGAUUACAAAUUGCUCAUGAUGCUGCCUGCGGUUUAGCAUACCUUCACGAAGAAAUGGACUUUCAGUUAAUAUUUCGGGAUUUCAAAACUUCAAACAUUCUGCUGGAUGAAAAUUUCACUGCAAAACUUUCAGACUUUGGGUUGGCCAGGCAGGGACCAGCUGAAGGACUUGGUCAUGUUUCAACAUCGGUUGUGGGUACAGUAGGCUACGCAGCUCCGGAGUACGUUCAAACAGGUAGACUGACAUCUAAAAGUGAUGUUUGGAGUUUUGGUGUGGUCCUCUAUGAGCUCAUCACAGGAAGACGAUCAGUUGACAGAAAUCUACCGAAGAGCGAGCAGAAACUCUUGGAAUGGGUUAAACCCUAUGUAUCAGGCUCCAAGAAAUUCUAUUUGAUUAUGGAUCCACGGCUAGAAGAUCAGUAUUGCAUAAAAUCAGCUCAAAAACUUGUUUCCCUAGCUAACAAGUGUCUCAUGAAGCAACCAAAAUCCCGUCCUAGAAUGAGUGAAGUAGUAGAGAUUCUUGGACAGAUGAUCAUAGACACAUCAUUGCCAGAACCUGUUAAAAUAGAUGAUAAUCUGAAAGAAAAUGAAGAACCUAUUGUUGUGCCUGAACAACCAACAAAACAAAGUAAUAGUUACCGGAAAAAAGUACUUGAAUUCAAAGAUUUGGUGAGUUUAAGAAGCAGAACUAGUGGGAAGUUAGAUUGGAGAAAUUGGACACCAGUGGUAAGAACAUGGUGAUUACUCUAGAUUAUUAGUUAAACUUGUGGAGAUGAUGACAGAAUGUUCUUCCAUGAAAGGUCUCUUGCGCAAUUACAAGUAUAUGCAUUCAGUUUCGAACACCAUUUGAUAUCUUUUGAGAAAAGUUGGCAGAGUAUAACAGAGUUAGCUGCAUCGUUGUGCAAGGAUAUAACAGUUCAGGAAGAGGGAUGAAUCUGUCUUUCUCCCAGUUCUUUUUCGUUGAAAUUUUCAUUUUGUGUAUAUAAGUCUACGGAGAAGGUAUCUACUGAAACUUGGUUACCAAAUAUUCAAUUCAAUUGUGUUUUUCCUUGAUUUUGUCAAACAUGUCUUGAGAUGUAAUUGCUCAACCACCGAAGAGUGACAUAUAUGUAAACCAUAUUGGUGAACUCUCUUUGUCAUUUAUGUAAUGUGACAACGGCAACGAUACAGCUAUGAUAUGCCUAUUUUGCAACCUGUUUA